Messenger RNA from Vicugna pacos (alpaca), 1952 nucleotides. The record is from RefSeq and is a predicted model, not a curated record. Lineage: Eukaryota; Metazoa; Chordata; Mammalia; Artiodactyla; Camelidae.
AUGAGAAGUCGGGCGUCGGCAACCGCGCCAAUGGGCGGCCGGGGGCGGGCCUGGUUUCCUGGGAGCCCGGCGGGCCGGGCUGGUCCUCCCGCCGCAGCGGAGUCUCCGCCGCUCACGCUGCCCGCCGCGGCUCCCUUCAUCAACCCUCUGGUGAAAUACCUGCUCUUCUUCUUCAACAUGCUCUUCUGGGUGAUUUCCAUGGUGAUGGUGGGCGUGGGAGUCUACGCUCGGCUGAUGAAGCAUGCGGAAGCAGCACUGGCCUCCCUGGCAGUGGACCCUGCCAUCCUGCUGAUCGUGGUGGGCAUCCUCAUGUUCCUGCUUACCUUCUGUGGCUGCAUUGGAUCUCUCCGGGAGAACAUCUGCCUCCUGCAGACGGUGAGUGGUCAGGGGCGCCCCCCAAAAGGCCCUGGCCCCCUCCUCCAUGUGCCUCUCAUUCCUGCAAACUUUCAGUCCCUCUCUGUUCCCAAGGCUUAUGCUGUCCACUCCUCUUGUAUUCUGAUUCCCUCCUCAUGUUUCUGGCAGGCGCGGGGGAAAGUGAAUGAGAUCAUCAAUAAUGCCAUCGUGCACUACCGAGAUGACUUGGAUCUGCAGAACCUCAUUGAUUUUGGCCAGAAGAAGUUCAGCUGCUGUGGAGGGAUUUCCUACAAAGACUGGUCCCAGAACAUGUAUUUCAACUGUUCAGAAGACAACCCCAGCCGUGAGCGCUGCUCUGUGCCUUACUCCUGUUGCUUGCCUACCCCCAACCAGGCAGUGAUAAACACCAUGUGUGGCCAAGGCAUGCAGGCCCUCGACUACUUGGAAGCUAGUAAAGUCAUCUACACCAAUGGCUGUAUUGACAGACUGGUCAACUGGAUACACAGCAACCUCUUCUUACUUGGUGGUGUGGCACUGGGCCUGGCCAUCCCCCAGCUGGUGGGAAUCCUGCUGUCCAUGAUCCUUGUGAAUCAGAUCAAAGACCAGAUCAAGCUACAGCUCUACAACCAGCAGCACCGGGCUGACCCAUGGUACUGAGAAUCCAUCCUGCACCUCCUCAGUAGAGCCACAGGCGAGCCUCAUCAACCAACAGCAGUGGUUACAGCUCUCAGCACCAAACAGAGAUUUGGAUUCCAGCCCCUGAAAGCAACAGCCCAGUGGAAAGAGCAAACUCCAGGUGGCAGAAGGCGGGGUGCACGGGUGGCACAGGUCUUGGAAAGAUGUGCCUCCUCUCCCCACCCUAGCUCUCAGCAUUGUUAUUUUGUGUUGUUUCUAACCUUAUGCAUUUGGGUGUAUGUUUUUGUUUUGUCUGAGCAGAGACGCUUAAGACACAGCAGCUGUACACAGUAGUCGGGGGCACUAGCUGCUGCUUUUCCCCAAGGCACUCCUGGGGCUGCUACUGAGCUUGACAGACAUACUCAGUUUCUGGCUGCCAGCGAGACCUGGCUAGAGAGUGGACACCAGGAGCCCUGCCUGGAGUCCAGUUAGCAUGAUACCAGUUCCAGAAGGGAAGGGAGUGGAUCAGGCAAUGAGCAUGGGGGUUGGCUGCGGACAGUUGUAUGUGUUGGGUAGGAGUGGAAGGCGAUAUGUUUAUUAACUGCCUGUCCUGCCAUCCUCCCAGGUAGUCAGAGUGAGCUACAUCCUGCCCCUCCUUCAUUUCCAUGGAAACGUGGCAAGGGGUACAACAGCAGCCAAAUCCCUUCUCCGCUCCUUUAAAAAAAAUGUUUGGAACCAUGGUCUCUAUAUUCUGCAGCCAGCAGAAGUGGGACUAAGCCAUACGUGCCCUUGAAUUCCUCCCCUGUCUGGCCCUCCCUCUCCAGCAAGUGUUUUUUUUUAACCUUUGGCAAUGUGCAGAGAAAGAAAGGUAACACCCCUCAUUCCUCUGCACCAGAGCUCAGUAUUUCUACAGAGUAAGCAGGGCUCUUGCUGGGGCUGGGGGAGCCAGAAAUGGCAAUAAAAGUUUGUUGACCUGGGCUAAA